This is a messenger RNA of Tripterygium wilfordii, 860 nucleotides long. Its product is annotated as thioredoxin 1-like. The transcript has 2 exons. Gene Ontology annotation, cellular component: cytoplasm. NCBI's taxonomy places the organism in Eukaryota, Viridiplantae, Streptophyta, Magnoliopsida, Celastrales, Celastraceae. Gene Ontology annotation, molecular function: protein-disulfide reductase activity; oxidoreductase activity, acting on a sulfur group of donors, disulfide as acceptor. The record is from RefSeq and is a predicted model, not a curated record. The coding region runs from base 78 to 650 and encodes 190 amino acids.
AACCAGACAUCUCUCUCGACUCACAAAUCUCUCUUUCGCUUCUUCUUGGAUUGGGAGAGCUGCGAUCCACUGCUUCAAUGUCUACUGUGCUCGAAUCGAUAGCUGUUUCUCGCGCCUCUGGCUUGUCCAGACCAGCUGUUUCGCCGUCUCCUGCCUCUUCGUGUUUGUCUUCAGUCUCUGGUCGCCGGAUAUCGAGGGCCUUACCGGAAUUUAAAGGCCUCAGGAUGAAAUUGACGCCUGAAACUCGCUCUUUUGGAUCGGCUAGUCGGAUUCAGAGAUCAAGACAAGGUCGCAAUGGACGAAUUGUGUGCGAGUCUCAGGAUAUUGCCGUUGAUGUGCCAUCUGUUACUGAUAAAACUUGGAAGUCAGUUGUUCUUGAAUCUGAAUCCCCUGUUGUUGUUGAAUUUUGGGCUCCAUGGUGUGGGCCCUGUCGUAUGCUCCUCCCUAUAAUUGAUGAACUGGCAAAGCAAUAUGUUGGGAAGAUAAGAGUCUACAAAAUUAAUACUGAUGAGUGCCCAUCCGUUGCAUCUGAUUAUGGGAUUCGAAGCAUUCCUACUGUCUUAAUUUUUAAGAACGGAGAAAAGAAAGAUACCAUUAUUGGAGCCGUUCCAAAAACCACUCUAGCUGCUAGUAUUGAGAAAUUCCUGUAGAAAUGGUAAGAAAUGCCUUUGCUGGGCUAAGUUCUUGUUUGUUUAUCUGUUGUUUGAAUCUUUAUCUUUUAAUGCCCCAGUCGGAUAUUCUGCUAUCAAUAAGCCCUUAAAUAAUGCUAUUGUAUUAUGUAUAGUUUCCAAAAGCUGCCAUAUUUACUGCCUCUUUAGACAAGAUUAGUUGCCUAAUAUAUUUCUGAUUUUUUAGACGUC